AUGACAGCCCGUGACCCAUUGCAGAAAGAACUGGCGACAAAGAAGAAAGAGGAGAGGAAAACUCAAGCUGAAUUGGAGAAGCAGCAGGCAAGACAGCACAAUGCUGAAGCCAAACAAAGGGAGAGCACUCCAGCUGGAAGGCAUGCUGGGUAUACUGCUACCACGGGUGUUCGUGGGACCACAACUGGAGCACACCAUAUGUCAACAACGCCGGGACAAGGGACUGGACAGGGACAGCUGGGUCAAGUGACUCAUGAGCGUGUGGUGGAGGAGUCUCAUCCUAUUGGGCCCAGGAGGACCACAACCCAUAAUACCAGUGUGGAAGGGAAUAAUCCCCCAGGAUCAUAUGGGUCUGGGUAUGGGACUGCUCCUGGUGGUAACUACAGUUAA
Molecule: messenger RNA, 390 nt
Organism: Quercus lobata
Lineage: Eukaryota; Viridiplantae; Streptophyta; Magnoliopsida; Fagales; Fagaceae
Product: 18 kDa seed maturation protein-like
Exons: 1
Coding region: 1-390 (129 amino acids)
Biological process (GO): embryo development ending in seed dormancy
Source: RefSeq, a predicted model, not a curated record